Molecule: messenger RNA, 105 nt
Organism: Spirodela intermedia
Lineage: Eukaryota; Viridiplantae; Streptophyta; Magnoliopsida; Alismatales; Araceae
Source: the annotation of a GenBank genome assembly
AUGGCUUUUUCAAAACAAUCACUCCACAUGGAAUGUCAAGGCAUAAAUUUUACUAUCUACCUAUAUUACAAGCAUUCCCAAGUGAUUUACAUGUAUAAAAUAUGA